GAGAGCGCAAUAAAGAAGCUUGCCACCCUGUGUGCCCCCGGGUCGUUCUUGAUGGCGAGAGCGACACCAGUGGGUAUGAGAAAAGGAGCCAUGGCAUGAGUUAAAACUGAAGUAAUUGGCAAGGAACAGAAAAUUGGGGGCUUGAGAGCCAUGGUAGGACAUGUGAUGUUUAUUCUAAGGAUAAUGGGAAUGUGUCAAGGGCUUUAAGCAGUGGAGUAACCCUUUAUGAUCGAUGAUUUUGAAAGACACCCCCCCAGCAGCUGUGCGGAGAUGAAGCAAGAGUGGAGGGAGAGAAACAAGAUAUGAGUUUAUUUCAUUUACUUGGUGGUAUAAAGGCUUGGAUCUACAGGAAGGCAAGCUGUGAAGAGAAAGAUGUGCAAAAUAUAUCAUAGAUGUGUUUGUUCUCAGAUGGAGAGGUCCCUGGAGACAGGCAACAUGAACAGAGUCCGGGAGUUUGUCUUGCUGGGCUUGUCCACCAGGGUGGACAUAAGGGAUGUCCUGUUUGCCAUCUUCCUGAACCGCUACGUGCUGACCCUCCUGGAGAACACGCUCGUCAUCUACCUCGUGUGCAGUCACAGCGAGCUCCACAAGCCCACGUACUUCUUCCUGGGCAACCUCAGCUGCCUGGAGAUGCGCUACGUGUCAGUGACCGUGCCCAGCCUGCUCGUGGGGCUGCGGACCGGUCCCUGCCAUGUGCCCUUCACAGCCUGCAUGACCCAGCUCUUCUUCUUCAUUUCCCUCAUCUGCACGGAGUGCACCCUCCUGGCGUCCAUGGCCUAUGACGGCUAUGUGGCCAUCUGCCACCCACUCCACUAUCCCCUGCUUAUGAGGCCCCAGGUCUGCCUGGGCUUGGCCCUGUCCUCAUGGUUGGGGGGGCUACUGGUCUCAGUGGCCAAGACGACAUGCAUCACUAUCCUUUUCAACUGCGGUCCCAACGUCCUCAACCACUUCUUCUGUGACGUCUCCCCUCUGCUCAACCUGUCUUGCACUCAUGUGGCCCUGACCGAGCUGGUGGACUUCAUCUCUGCCAUCAUCAUCUUCUGUGGGACACUGUUGGUAGCACUGGCCUCCUACUCUGCCAUCGGGGUGGCCGUGCUCCGCAUGCCGUCAGCCGCCGCCCGGCGCAAGGCCUUUUCCACCUGCGCCUCCCACCUGGUGGUGGUGGGCAUCUUCUACUCAGCAGCCCUCUUCAUCUACUGCCGUCCCAGCCGCAUCAAAUCCACGGACCUCAACAAGGUGCUGUCCGUCGUCUACACGGUGCUCACACCCAUGUGCGACCCUGUCAUCUACUGCCUGCAGAACAGGGAGGUGCAUGCGGCGCUUCGGAAAACUCUCCACUGACCUUGAUUCCGGUCUUGGGUCAUGGAACCUCUCAUCUCCGGACUGAAGAUCGGCCAUGGCCACGAAAUUCCACACAGAAUACUGGAAGGCGGAAGAAAAGCUGAAGGACUAUGUUUCCCAUCUAAUAAACAAGGAGUUCACGUCAAUGAAGAACAAAGUCUGAGUUACCCAUGGGAAAAGUGAAUAAUGUCUAUGAGAAAGCGGGUCAUCACAGAUGAAUGACAAGUGACUGGUAAACUCAAACGACAAGAUGGUCCACCUUAUUAGUAAACCAAGAAGUGCAAAUUUAACCCCAUCAUUUCAUUCCUAGAAUGAGAAAUGCUUACGGAUAUUUCUAUAUGUCCCCACAAGUAGAGCUAGGUCACAGAUACGGAGAUAUUUAUAGCAUCUUUGUAAAGAAAAGAGAAUUAGAAACAGCCUAAUAUCCAUCCACAAUGAAUGGAAUAAAUACAUUACAUACAUUCAGAGAUAAACACUGGGCCUGUAAAUAAAAGGAAAUAGAUUUA
Neogale vison (American mink) is the source of this 1847-nucleotide messenger RNA. Its product is annotated as olfactory receptor 5-like. Gene Ontology annotation, molecular function: olfactory receptor activity; G protein-coupled receptor activity. Gene Ontology annotation, cellular component: membrane. Gene Ontology annotation, biological process: G protein-coupled receptor signaling pathway. NCBI's taxonomy places the organism in Eukaryota, Metazoa, Chordata, Mammalia, Carnivora, Mustelidae. The record is from RefSeq and is a predicted model, not a curated record.